Messenger RNA from Motacilla alba alba, 2178 nucleotides. It is a transcript of the gene UCK1, whose product is annotated as uridine-cytidine kinase 1. Lineage: Eukaryota; Metazoa; Chordata; Aves; Passeriformes; Motacillidae. The coding region runs from base 43 to 861 and encodes 272 amino acids. Gene Ontology annotation, cellular component: cytoplasm; cytosol. The transcript has 7 exons. Gene Ontology annotation, molecular function: kinase activity; ATP binding. The record is from RefSeq and is a predicted model, not a curated record.
CCCUCUCCCUGUCCGGCCCCGCCCCCCGCCGUCCAUCCCGCCAUGGCGUCCGCGGGCGGCCCGGACGCGGAGCGGCCGCACCCCAAGCCCUUCCUCAUCGGCGUCAGCGGCGGCACCGCCAGCGGCAAGUCCACAGUGUGCGAGAAGAUCAUGGAGCUGCUGGGGCAGAACGAGGUGGAGCAGCGGCAGCGCAAGGUGCUGAUCCUCAGCCAGGACAGCUUCUACAAGGUGCUGACGGCCGAGCAGCAGGCCAAGGCGCUGAAGGGACAGUACAACUUCGACCACCCGGAUGCCUUCGAUAACGAUUUGAUGCAUUCAACCCUGAAAAACAUUGUUGAGGGCAAAACGGUUGAGGUACCAACGUACGACUUCGUGACACAUUCUAGGCUGGCAGAGACCACGGUGGUGUAUCCCGCUGACGUCGUCCUCUUUGAGGGGAUCCUGGUUUUCUACAGCCAGGACAUUCGGGACAUGUUCCACCUGCGUCUCUUCGUGGACACGGACUCUGACGUGCGGCUGUCCCGCAGAGUUCUGCGAGAUAUGAAGCGUGGGAGGGACCUGGAGCAGAUCCUCACCCAGUACACCACGUUUGUCAAGCCUGCCUUUGAGGAGUUCUGCUUACCGACAAAGAAGUAUGCGGAUGUCAUCAUCCCCCGAGGAGUUGACAACAUGGUUGCCAUAAACCUCAUCGUGCAGCACAUCCAGGACAUCCUGAACGGGGACAUCUGCAAGUGGCAGCGGGGGGCGCUGAACGGGCACGGCCGGACGUACAAGCGGCCCUUCCCGGAGCAGGCGGAGAGCGCCGCCGUGCUGGCGGCCGGCAAGCGCUCGCACCUCGAGUCCAGCAGCCGCCCGCACUAGCCCGGCACGGCCCCGGGGUUUGCCUCUGGUCCACACCAACACUGAAGACAACUUUGGGAAAGGACUUCCACGGAAUGGUUGGUGAAGCGCCCCUUAAGUCGUCCUAGCAGCGGAGGGGGUCCUGGUGGGAAUCUUCUCACAGAGGGGAGAGGAAGGGGUUGGCCUUCCGUCCCGCUUCCCUCCAAACCCCUCCCUGUUCUCUCUGAGAUGUCUGGAGUUGUUACUUGGUGAACUGGUUAAAGGCGGUGUUACUUGCCUUUUUUUUAAUUUUCAGAAUGAGAUCUAAUGCUGAAGAUUCCCCUGAAAAUUAAGCACUAUCGGGUGACUAGCAAGAUAUCCAUUUCCCUGAUGAUGGUCGUCUGUAGCAGGAAAACCAUCUGCCUCUUGGGUAUUGUUCUCUCUGUCCAAGACUAGCUCACAUGCUGUUAAUUUUAACAGGCUCUUACUCUUCUCCACCUUGUUGGCACCUUGAGUUGUGGCCAUGCUCUGCUGCUGGCCAGCCUCCUUCCAGCCUGUGGGACUGACCUGCAGAGGCACCUUUCCCUUGAGACAGGGGUGAGACAGAGACUGACUGGGACAAAUGGGAACUUGCAGUUCACCGGGGGACAGGCCCAAGUUUAGUGGUUCUAGUGAUUCCUAAUUUAUUCCUUUCCAAGCUCCUGAAUCUUGCUACACUGUUUGGUUAUUUUUUGUACCCAGUGUGCUUUACCACAGUUAACUGAAUGUGUGAGCUCCAACUGGAUUGAGUUGCUCAUGGAAACAGAAACCUGACCUUGUCAGUAUUAGUGUCUUUUAGUGCAUUUCUGUACUGCUGGUUGCACAUUCUGCUGGGCAGAAUCCGUCCACUUCCAGAGAUGGCUGGUGAGGUCAGCAAGGGGGGAAACUGGGAAUUGCAGGACCCUCCUCCUGCUGGCACUGGCAGCUGCCUGGACACCCUCAGACAGGGUCAGAGCACUUGCCUUGCACUCCAGCAGCUUCAACUCAAGAAUGUCUGGCUUUCUAAAAAGAGCAGACAAGGAGUACAAACAGUGAUAUGCCAGUUUCUGUAGUUUACCCCAGAUAAGUGAUACUGCAGCAGCAUGAAGUGUCUGUUUGGAAAAGAAAACUGCAAUGAAGUGCUGGUUGGACCUUUGAAAAUGUCCUUGUGAUACUGUUCUUGAGUCUGGACUUAAGGUGUAAUUUUGAGAAUGAGGGUGGGAGGGAAAUGUUUCUAAGAGGAACUUUUUCAUAUUUGCUAAUUUUCUAAAAGCAGGGUUUGGCUGUGUUGGUUGUGGGUGUGUUACUUUGGCUAAUAAAUAAAUGACCAGUGAUCAGAAA